Brienomyrus brachyistius is the source of this 7142-nucleotide messenger RNA. RefSeq names its product HECT, C2 and WW domain containing E3 ubiquitin protein ligase 2b (gene hecw2b). The transcript is spliced from 30 exons. The record is from RefSeq and is a predicted model, not a curated record. Gene Ontology annotation, biological process: regulation of dendrite morphogenesis. Gene Ontology annotation, molecular function: protein binding; ubiquitin-protein transferase activity. Bases 818 to 5257 code for a protein of 1479 amino acids. Lineage: Eukaryota; Metazoa; Chordata; Actinopteri; Osteoglossiformes; Mormyridae.
AUUCACCCCGCCCCGUCGUCCUCCAGCCCAUUCCUACGAUUUCUCCCUCCCUCAAAAUCUCUCUGCAGGAUGACUUUCUUUUUAGUCACCACUGCUCAUACUGUUAUCGCCUUUUGACUGAACAUUUCAAAUAUUUUAUUGGAUAUACAAAGGAAUAAACGGGUAAUAAGAUUCUGGAGAUUUCUUCCGUGGCGUUCGCUCUGAUAUGGCUGGUGUAAAGCGUAGCUCGAAGCUAGCUGUCGGAGUUAUUUUCCAAGCCUCUACUUGCUUUUCACUCUCUACUCUUGUUGGCCCCAUCUUUCUCCUCACCCUUCUGUCUUCCUCUUCUGUUAUCCCUCUUGUAUAUUAAGCUUUGCCCUCCCUUCUUAGAUGGGAGUAUGAGCUGGAAGUUUCAGUUAGCCCAACUUCCUCAAUAAUACUUCCAAACAUAAAAGGGGCUUCUCAAGCCUUCAUUUCAAAAAAGAAAAAACAUAGAAUGGAACCACACGAUUCCUGCUCCGUGGACCUGAGUAGGUCCUGCGGUCUUAAGUUUUUCCGAUGAAGGAAAGAAAAGAUCUUAAUCGCCGAGUCUGACACGUGUUGGUUAACAUAUUAAGAUGCAAAUAACAGUCAGAAACAAAUUCGAUUGAGACAUUUCAAGGACUGCUGUAGAGUGACUGCAGUCUUAUCUAUAAAGGCACAGUUGCCGCAACAGAACUGUACCUGCCCUGUUUUCUACUUAGUCUGGUUUCACACCAGUAUAUCCACCAUUCGUCCAUCUCUUGCCACGGCUGUACUCCCCCCCCGUCCCCGUCCCCAACCCCCUCCUUCAAUCACUAUGGCAGCCACAGCCCGGGAACAUUUGCUGGUGGUGCGACGGCGCAGCCCUCAGAUGCGCUAUACAUUGAGUCCAGAGAACUUGCAGAGCCUGGCAGGUCAGAGCCCAGGGCCAUCUGAGACACUGGGCUUACAGCGCGCCAACAGUGACACUGACCUGGUCACCUCUGACAGCCGUUCCUCCCUCACUGCCUCUGUGUAUGAGUUCACUUUGGGCCGGUCGCAGAAUCUUAUAAUAUCAUGGGAUAUCAAGGAGGAAGUGGAUGCUACCGACUGGAUUGGCCUCUACCACAUAGAUGAGACUUGCCCUGCUAAUAUGUGGGAUUCUAAGAAUCGAGGUGUUAAUGGCACUCAACGUGGGCAGAUUGUAUGGAGGUUGGAGCCUGGGCCUUACUUCAUGGAGCCUGAGACCAAGAUUUGCUUUAAGUACUAUCAUGGAGUGAGUGGGGCCUUAAGAGCCACUACUCCCUGCAUUACCAUCAAGAACCCUGUUGUUGUGGGAGGUGCUGAAGGUCAAGUAGAAGGACAUGUAUUAACAGAACAUUGCCGUAAGCUUGUCAGUUUUACUUUAUCAGACAUCCAAGCUCUUGGUCUGAAAAAGGGCAUGUUCUUCAACCCUGACCCUUACCUGAAAAUGUCCAUAAAACCUGGAAAGAAGAGUAGCUUCCCCACCUUUGCACAUCAUGGGCAGGAAAGACGAGCUUCCAUCAUUGCCAAUACAACUAACCCCGUCUGGCAUGGAGAGAAGUACACCUUCGUAGCUCUUGUUACAGACGUUUUGGAAAUUGAAGUAAAGGAUAAGUUUGCCAAAAGCCGACCGAUUAUCAAGCGCUUCUUAGGCCAACUGACAAUUCCAAUACAGAGACUCCUAGAGAGGCAUAUAACCAGGGAUCAACUACUUACUUUCACACUCUGCCGCCGUUUGCCUACUGAGCACGUGAGUGGUCAGCUGCAAUUUCGAGUGGAGAUCACCUCCACAGGACAUGAAGAGGCCACACCUGACACUAUUGGCUGCCUUUUGGGAACCUCAGCCGUGAAUGGAGAUCCUGACAGUCCCUCUGAUGAUGAAGAACUUCCUCACACUCCUGCUGGACCAAUUAGUAGCCAUUCCCCUACUGGGUCUGAGGGUUCUUUGCAGUGUUUCUCACUGAGAAAUGGUGAUGUUGCUGGACAAGACCAAGAAAAUAAGGAGGGUGGGACCGACAGAGGAGCAGAAGGGGGAUUCCCUCCACAUACAUCGCACCAGGUAUCCCCCAAUGAAUACCUUGAGGCUAUUGAGGUCCCUAAGGGACCAGGGGAACGUCCUCUUGGAGCAGCUUCACCUAAGCUUCGUUCUAGCUUUCCCACUGAUACAAGAUUGAGUGCUAUGCUACAUAUUGACUCAGAUGAGGAGGAAGACCCAUGUGAAGUCCUCCAGGAAGAGGGUGGAUUGCUGAUGGACAAGGGGGAGCCGAAGGAAUUAUCUGAUGUUUUAACUGACAUGGAGUCAGAUCAGCAGGGACAAGAGGAGCAACAAGAAACAAACACAGAAAUAGCUGAUGACCACACAGAGGGUUCAGCUGCUGAGCCAGAGGCCACUGGCCUCAGAAGUCCUGUACAGGAAACAGGAGGGGCAGAUGAGCCAAACGAGGCCCCACUCUCAAGCCAGGAACUGUUUAGUGAAGGCACAGAGAGAGUUGAGAGCUCCAGACCCGCCGAAUCAUCAGUUGGCUCUUCCUCUGAUGACACUUCUCACCCAGCAUCCUCUUUACAGAUAAGUGAAGAAUGCUUUAUGGCUUCCUCCGAUGCCGAUCCAAUGGAGAGAAAUAUCACUGACACUGCUGCCGCAAGGAGUGAUGUAGCUGAUAAAGGAGGUGGGGAUCCUGGGUCUGGCCCAAUAAAUGAUGAGAAUCAAGAGGGCCCAGAAAAUGAAGGUCAUAAUGAAGGAGAGGAGAUCUGGCAAAGGAGACUAAGUUUACAGGCAGCUGGUGGCAUUCCCCAGGAGGAACAAAGCGUGUCUUUGGGGGCAAGAACAUCUGUGGAUUCAUUGUGUCUCGUCACUCAGUUGGAUGAAGAGCCAGUAGGCUCCCGGUUCAAUGGACAUCAGCCAGUGCGGUCCCUCCCCUCAGUACGACAUGAUGUCAGUCGCUACCAGAGAGUGGAUGAGCCCCUGCCCCCAAAUUGGGAGGCCCGGAUUGACAGUCAUGGACGCAUAUUCUAUGUUGAUCAUGUGAACCGCACCACCACGUGGCAACGACCCACUGCCCCCCCUGCCCCCCAGGUGCUGCAGAGGUCUAACUCUAUCCAGCAAAUGGAGCAAUUAAACCGCAGGUACCAGAGUAUUCGAAGAACCAUGACUAAUGAGCAGCCAGAUGAGCAGAUACCUGAAACUCCUUCUGACGACAGCGACCUGAUGUAUCACUCCAUCCCUGAGUACCGACGGGAUGGCAGUGUACCCCACUCAAGCUCUCGCACGCGUCUCGCACAGCUCCUUCAAUCUCCUAGCGCCAAAUAUCUAACCAGCCCUGACUUUUUCACCGUGUUGCAUUCCAACCCUAGUGCCUAUCGCAUGUUUACAAGUAAUACCUGUCUGAAGCACAUGAUAAGCAAGGUGAGGCGUGAUACACACCACUUUGAACGCUACCAGCACAACCGUGACCUGGUAGCCUUCCUCAAUAUUUUCGCCAACAAGCAACUGGAGCUGCCCCGUGGCUGGGAAAUGAAGCAUGACCACACUGGAAAGCCGUUCUUUGUGGACCACAACAGUAGGACCACCACUUUUAUAGACCCUCGACUUCCCCUGCAGAGUGCACGGCCCAGCAGCCUGUUAGCCCAUCGUCAGCACCUAAAUCGCCAGCGCAGCCACAGCGCUGGCGAGGUGGGUGAUGACCCUCGAAACGCCAAUCCACCUGUCCUGCCUCGUCCCUCCAAUACCUUUAACACAAUCAGUCGCACCCAGUAUCAGGAUGUGGUACCUGUGGCCUACAAUGACAAAAUUGUGGCAUUUCUACGGCAACCUAACAUCUUUGAGAUCUUGCAAGAAAGACAGCCAGAGUUGAUCAGAAAUCAUUCACUCAGGGAGAAGGUACAGUUCAUUCGCAGUGAAGGAGCUUCUGGUUUGGCUCGUCUGUCAAGUGAUGCUGACCUAGUCAUCUUACUCAGCUUGUUUGAAGAGGAUGUGAUGUCGUACAUUCCGCCGCAUGCCUUAUUGCACCCCAACUAUUGUCAGUCUGGUCGUGGGUCACCGGGUUCUUCCCCACAGAGUUCCCCAGGAACCCAGCGAGCUAAUGCCCGGGCCCCUGCACCCUACAAGCGUGAUUUUGAAGCCAAACUCAGAAACUUCUAUCGCAAGUUAGAAACCAAAGGCUAUGGUCAGGGACCAGGCAAGCUGAAACUGAUUAUUCGGAGGGACCAUCUUCUGGAGGAUGCCUUCAAUCAGAUCAUGUGCUACUCUCGAAAGGACCUGCAGAGGAGCAAACUUUAUGUCAGCUUUGUGGGAGAAGAAGGGUUGGAUUAUAGCGGCCCUUCCAGGGAAUUCUUUUUCUUAGUGUCUCGUGAGCUUUUCAACCCUUACUAUGGCCUGUUUGAGUACUCAGCCAAUGAUACUUACACAGUCCAAAUCAGCCCAAUGUCUGCCUUUGUGGACAAUCAUCAUGAGUGGUUUCGAUUCAGUGGACGUAUCCUGGGCUUGGCACUAAUUCAUCAAUACCUGCUUGAUGCCUUCUUUACCCGGCCCUUUUACAAAGCACUGCUGCGCAUUCCUUGUGACCUUAGUGACUUGGAAUACCUGGAUGAGGAGUUUCACCAGAGUCUGCAAUGGAUGAAGGAUAAUGACAUUAAUGACAUGCUGGAUCUUACAUUCACUGUCAAUGAAGAAGUCUUUGGACAGAUCACAGAGCGCGAACUGAAGCCUGGUGGGGCCAACAUACCUGUAUCAGAAAAGAACAAGAAAGAAUAUAUUGAACGUAUGGUGAAGUGGCGAAUUGAGAGGGGUGUUGUGCAGCAGACUGAAAGUCUUGUAAGAGGCUUCUAUGAGGUAGUGGAUGCUAGGUUGGUAUCAGUCUUUGAUGCCCGGGAACUGGAGCUGGUAAUUGCUGGAACUGCAGAAAUUGACCUAGGAGACUGGAGGAGCAACACAGAAUACAGAGGAGGCUACCAUGACAACCACAUUGUAAUCCGCUGGUUUUGGGCUGCUGUGGAGAGAUUCAACAAUGAGCAGAGACUGAGACUCUUGCAGUUUGUGACAGGCACAUCCAGCAUUCCAUAUGAAGGGUUUGCCGCUCUGCGAGGUAGCAAUGGUCCUCGCCGCUUUUGCGUGGAGAAAUGGGGGAAAAUUACAGCACUUCCCAGGGCUCAUACCUGUUUCAACCGCCUGGACCUCCCUGCAUAUCCAUCAUUCUCCAUGUUAUAUGAGAAAAUGCUGACGGCUGUGGAGGAAACGAGUACCUUUGGCCUUGAAUAAGUACAAGCCUCGGUUUAUCCAAAUUAAACUGUUUCACACACAGAAAUUAUAUUCACUCCAUGUAUGUUUCCCAGGUUAAAAAUUUAUAUAUGCACAAUUUUUUUUUUCUUUAAACAGUUGGGAAUGGUUAAAGAGGGACUUGAGAAAAUUAUCAUAUACCAAACUUGGGUGUUUCUGAUUUAACUUUUCCAAUUAAAGCAAGAUCACUUAAGACCGCUUUAUAAGUUUUUCCUCAUAAUUUAUUUGAGGCCAUGACUAAUACAUCUAAUGGAUAUUUUUCUUCCUUAAUGACUUCAUUCAGCCAGAAGGAAAGAAAAAAACUUCAUUCACCAUUUUAAAAUUGCAUUUGAAUGCUUGUUCACUUAAAAAAUCUUUAUCAAUCCAUUUUCUCCCAGUGUAAUUUAUAGUUCAGGCCAAAUGUUUAUUAUUCAUUCAUUCUGCUAUUGUUAAGUUCCUCCUCAUUAAUCAUGUAUUGUUAAUGCAUUGCAUUUUUAAUAUUGCUAAAUCAUUGCUUAUAGCAUCCGACAAUUACUUUUUUUUUGUUCCAAGAAAUUCUACUGCUGUAGUAUCUCAGGAUUGACUAGGCAAGCCAAUUCACAGGCAGGUCAAAUUGUCAUUUUGAUAUAUUGAAAUGCAUUAAAAGUUCUUUCAAUGCUAUCUACCAUAUAAUAUGCCUGAAAAUAACUUUUACAUGUUUAAGCAAUUUAAAUAUAUCUAUGAUAUUCAGAACAUAAGGACACCAUUUAAAGAUGGAAACCAUUUUAUAUGUAUUAAAGAACAUAAAGUAUCUGAAUCAUUCUGUGUAUUUUUCAACGAAAUGCCACAGGUGACUGGAGCCCAUUUCAUCCACCUGGUUUGUCGGAUACUAAAUAAUGAUUGUGCCUUACUCUGCUGGAAAGCUCUUUUCAAAAUAUACUCUACGCAUGUUCCAAGAGACAUUUCUACUAAAAUGAGUUUUCCAUUUGUUUAUCAUCUUAAAAUUGGGUUGAUUGUUGCCACUUUAAAAAUUGUAGAUUGUUGAUCUGAAAGACAAGUCCUCAAAAGACAUCUAUUCAUCUAAAUUUUAUCAACUACAGCGUUUUUCUUUAUUUUUUUUUUCCUGUUCUUAGUCAUUUUGAAACAUCUUUUACUGAGAAGUUCAUCAUGCAUUUAAAUGGAGAGUACACUUCAUCUGGCCUUGAUACCAUGUCAUUACAAAGCUCCAAGUGUUUUAAACUCUUGCAACCUGACUUCAGAUAGGUAUCAUAUAUAUUCCGCAAGAUUUAACAUAAAAUUUAAGGAAUAAAGCUUUAAUUUAUAUCCAUAAUUGUUAUUGAUCCACUGGAUAUUAUAGUUUGUCCUUUUACAAAGUAGUACAGAGGGUUGCGUGUUUACUUUGAAAAUGGAAGGUCUUGCAUCUUAGUGUUUUUUUUGUACACUCAAGAAAAUACCAAAGUAAUUGUGAUUACAUUACAUGGCUAAUAUUUUUUAUUUACUCAUGCUUUUAGCAUGCGUGAUUAUUUCUUAGGUUAAUUAAUGUACAUUUAUAUCAGAGCUGUUGCUGGCAUAAAAUUUGUUUGUUCAUUAAUGUGCCAAGUUGAAUAUGACACGUUUUUUUGAACAUUUUGUUAAUAUAGCAUGAAUGUAUUUUGCAGAAUUUGAGGAGCGUUACCUUUGAAUUAUUUGUUAGACUUCUCUGUGAUUCCUUAAAUGUGUGUACAUGGUUAUAGGAUGUUUUUUGUAUAACUCCAAAACUUGACACUUUAUUAGAAAGUAAGUAAUAAUGAAAAAGACCUACCAUUGAAAUCAGUGCUAUACAGUACAUACAGUACAUUGCAUGUGCACUGGUGUAAAGAUACUGUAUAUGGUAGAAGGCUACACACAAUUAAACAAAAUGGCAGUUUUA